Molecule: messenger RNA, 1375 nt
Organism: Limulus polyphemus (Atlantic horseshoe crab)
Lineage: Eukaryota; Metazoa; Arthropoda; Merostomata; Xiphosura; Limulidae
Product: adenosine receptor A2a-like
Exons: 1
Coding region: 352-1329 (325 amino acids)
Biological process (GO): G protein-coupled receptor signaling pathway
Cellular component (GO): membrane
Molecular function (GO): G protein-coupled receptor activity
Source: RefSeq, a predicted model, not a curated record
UAUAUGAUCUACAACAAGGUGGCUAACGAUACAGUUCGUCUACCGGUUCAUUAUUAAAUUAUCUCCAACAUGGUGGCUAACGAUACAGUUCAUCUACCGGUUCAUUAUUAAAUGAUCUCCAGCAUGGUGGCUAACGAUUCAGUUCGUCUACCGGUUCAUUAUUAAAUGAUCUCCAACAUGGUGGCUAACGGAUACAGUUCAUCUACUGGUUCAUUAUUAAAUGAUCUCCAACAUGGUGGCUAACGAUACAGUUCAUCUACCGGUUCAUUAUUAUAUGAUCUCCAACGUGAUGGUUCCUCUACCAGUUCGUUACUAAAAUACGCGCCAACAUGGAUUAGUUUUAUUAUAUGUAUGUUAGGUCUCGUCAUAAUGAACAAUUCUAGUUUUAAAGAAAUUCGUCUGAAUGCUGAAAACGAAACAACCAUAAGAUGUUUCCAGGCAACAUUUGACAUAACCAUCCCAAUCAUUGUGUUUAUUGACCUUACACUUGCUUUGUUUGCUGUUUUGGGGAAUACGCUAGUCCUGGUCGCCGUGUAUCGGUUCCCUUGGUUACGCACUAUCACCAACAUGUUCGUUGUAAGCCUAGCUGUUGCUGAUUUAUUGGUUGGGCUCAACGUGCCCUUCUAUGUGCUCUUCUACUUUGACCUGCCUCUGGUGUGUAGUAAAUACAGUUGUCUGCUUCGAUAUUGGUUCGUAAUCUACGCCUCGGGCUGCUCGAUGCUUUGUCUCAUGGGAGUUGCCGUCGAUCGGUACGUCGCCAUUUUGCAUCCAUUGUCGUAUCAUCGCAUCAUGAGAUACCGCUGUGUCUCGGGUUACAUAGCGGUCGUGUGGGUGUACAUGGGGGUCAUCAGUUCGCUCCCCUUGGUCGGUAUCGGAGAAACCUUCGACUCUGCCAAAGAAUGUGACUUGUACUACCUUCACUCGAGCACCUACGCUUUAAUAGUUGUGGCAUUUCACGUCCUUCUAACCCUAAUUAUCACUACCGUUCUGCAUUGCAUCGUCUUCUGCGAAGCGUGGAAACAGUCACGAGCUGUGGCCGCCUUAAAAGUGAAUAGUCGUGUCCGCCAAGAGGCGCGCAUGACAUGGACGAUGGUGUUAGUCCUAGGUGUAUGUUUACUGGGAUUUUUGCCAUAUUUAAUCGUAAUCAGUCUUCGUUACUUGGAUGAGACGUACCAGGAGCUGUUCGGGUUCCUCAAGCGAUUUAUUGUUUGUCUGUACUUUGGGAAGUCUGCUGUAAAUCCUGUCAUCUAUGGUUGGAAAAACAGAGACUUCAGAAUUGCCUUUAAAAAGAUGUUUCACGUGGAAGAAACUGCGGUCAACUUCCCAUGAUGAAAUGACGUCAGUAUCCAGAAAAUUCCGCCUCAUUCUUGUAUUC